CUUCUGGAAGCUAAUAUAAAUACAAAUCGUAAGCAUUCAAAUAACUGUAAAUAAAUUUAAUUAAAACGUUUUAAUAUUACUCUACUCUCAAUCGUCGAAUUCCCGAGCAAAAGCUACCUCAAACCCUGACCUAAUUACUGGAGAAAUAGAUUUUAAUAUUAAAUAUUAAUUUAGACCGCAAAGAUGAUUUUUGAAAGUAUUUUAAUUUUGACAAUGACACUAACAUCUAUAAAUUCAGUAGCGAUCGGUCCAGAACCGACGAUUGACGGAGAAUCGGCUAGACAUUAUGAUUCACGAUAUUCAAUAUUUGACAAACCUUAUACAGUUGAUUUUAAGUAUCACAAUUACGAUAAAAUGAGUCGAUUUUUACGAGCCACAUCUCUUCGCUUCCAAAAUCUCACUGCCCUUUAUUCUAUUGGAAAAUCUGUUAAAGGACGUGACUUAUGGGUUAUGGUUGUUUCUUCUUCGCCGUAUGAACACAUGAUAGGCAAACCUGAUGUCAAAUAUGUAGCUAAUAUUCAUGGUAAUGAAGCUGUAGGUCGUGAAUUAAUGUUACAUCUUAUCCAUUUAUUAGUGACAAAAUACGGAUCUGACGCAUAUAUAACAUGGCUAUUAGACAAUACAAGAAUUCAUAUUCUUCCUUCAAUGAAUCCGGACGGCUUUGAAGUAUCUAAAGAAGGCUUUUGCGAAGGCAGCCAGGGCAGAUACAAUGCUCGAGGGUUUGACUUGAAUCGUAAUUUUCCCGAUUAUUUCAAGCAGAAUAACAAGAAAACUCAACCGGAAACAGAAGCGGUGAGAGAAUGGGUGUCAAAAAUCCAAUUUGUACUAUCCGGAAGUUUACACGGGGGUGCUCUUGUGGCCAGCUAUCCGUUCGAUAAUACUCCAAACUCGCGAUUAUGUCGAUCAGCACCAUUGUGCGCAAUGUUCCAGAGUUAUUCAUCAGCACCGAGUAUUUCUCCCGACGACGAUGUGUUCCGUCAUUUAUCAUUAACAUACUCACAGAACCAUGGAUCAAUGCAUCGAGGAGAAGCUUGCUCACCAUCUCAACGAGGCUUUAAAAAUGGAAUAACCAACGGAGCUGAAUGGUACCCACUUACCGGUGGUAUGCAAGACUUUAAUUACGUGUGGAAUGGCUGCAUGGAGAUAACAUUUGAGUUGUCCUGCUGUAAAUACCCACCAGCUGAAGAUCUCAAGCAUUACUGGGAAGAAAACCGUGUCUCUCUGAUAAAAUUCUUGGCAGAAGCCCACCGGGGUGUGCAUGGAUUUGUAGUCGAUGAAAAUGGCAAUCCUAUUGAAAGAGCAUCUGUUAAAGUUAAAGGAAGAGAUGUCAGUUUUCUUACCACAAAAUAUGGUGAAUUCUGGAGGAUUCUUAUGCCUGGAAUUUAUAAACUUGAAGUUUAUGCAAACGGAUACGCUCCUCGUGACAUAGAGUUUAUGGUGAUUGAACAGCAUCCUACUCUUCUUAAUGUCACAUUACACAGUACUAAGAAAUGGAAACAUAACAAAGAGGAUGAUGAUGAUAAUAAUAGUGAUGAUGAUGAUGAUGAUGAUGAUGAUGAUGAUGAUGAUGAUGUUGUUGAUGAUGGUGAUGGUAAUGAGGAUAUUAACGAUGAUAGUAAUGGAGAUAAUAUUAAUUGGAGUCAAAGUAAAGUUCGAGGGACAGAUAAAACUAAAACAACCGGUGAUCAAUGGCAUAAGUCAAUAUCUUCAGGGCCCUUGGAUUACAAGUUCCCGAGACAAGAUGACUCCGUAGAUGGUCAUUACGGAGGAAACGGAGGAGCAGUACGCCCUUACCCUCACCGAGAUUACACACUCCACAUUAGACCAAGUGGUUCAACUUAUUCCACCGUCUCAUCAGAAUCAAACAAUGGAAUUUUUUCAUCCAUUAGCAACGGCUUCAACUCACUGGUGAAUAAUCUGUUUGGCUGAUCGUCUGCCUAUCGACCGGCAACACGAGACGUUGCCCUCCUCAUAGUUCUCCUCUCGCUGUUACGUUAUUUGGGUAACCGCGAGCUUUUAAGACUCAUUGGAAUUAUUCUUACCGCAAGAGGCUUCAAUACGUGACCCCCUUUAAAUUACUUUGAUUAAAAAUCAAUUACAUCGAAACAGAAUGAAAAUUUAAUUAGCCGACAUCGGAAAAUUUUUAUUGAAAAA
Molecule: messenger RNA, 2154 nt
Organism: Cotesia glomerata
Lineage: Eukaryota; Metazoa; Arthropoda; Insecta; Hymenoptera; Braconidae
Product: carboxypeptidase M
Exons: 11
Coding region: 184-1929 (581 amino acids)
Biological process (GO): proteolysis
Cellular component (GO): cell surface
Molecular function (GO): metallocarboxypeptidase activity; zinc ion binding
Source: RefSeq, a predicted model, not a curated record